AAACAAAAUGGCAGGAGAAGUUGUUGUCGAUGCGCUGCCUUAUUAUGAUCGCGGUUACGAUGAACCAGGUGUGAGGGAAGCCGCUCUUUCACUUGUGGAGGAAGAAACAAGAAGAUACAGACCCACCAAAAAUUACCUGGAAUAUUUACCAGCCCCAAAUUACAAUGCUUUUGAGACUGAAAUAAUGAAAAAUGAAUAUGAAAGAAUGCAAGCUCGUUUGCCAAUGGAUAUGUUAAGUAUGAAAAGGUAUGAGUUGCCACAGCCUUCUGCUGGUAAGAUGACAGAUAUUUCAGCAUGGACAGAAUGUGUGGAAAACUCCCAAGCUCAGCUGGAACAUCAGGCUCUGAGAAUACUGAAUUUGGAGCUGAUGUCAGAUAAUGGCUCAAAUGCCUGGAAAGAAUACAACACAAUUCUGGUUCAGAUGAUGGAAAGUGCACAAAAACAUCUACAAGAUCUCAGAAAACAAAUUCAAGAAAUAAAUUGGAGGAGAAAGAGUGAACAGACGGAGGCUGGAAAUAAGUUGAAAGAUCUGGAAGAAAGUUGGGUAGGACUUGUCAGUAAAAACUAUGAGAUAGAAAGAGCUUGUGUGGAACUGGAGAAAGAAGUGUCAGUCUUGGAACAGAAAAAAGCCAAGAGUAAAAGGUAGCCAAGGAAAUUAAAAUUCUCAUCAUCAACACCUUCAUAAAAAUCCACUCUGAACAAUACAGCUUUGUGAACAUAGGACAAAUCCGAUAUGAGACUACUACACACAGCAAACUAUUGACAGUCAUUCCCAUACAUGUCAAUCAUCUCUGAAUCCCUUGUGAAAUGUUUUUAUGUAUAUCUUUGUAUAACUAAUUUGGAAUAAAAUACAUAUUAUAGAACAU
Saccostrea echinata is the source of this 866-nucleotide messenger RNA. Its product is annotated as pre-mRNA-splicing factor SPF27-like. Gene Ontology annotation, cellular component: catalytic step 2 spliceosome; precatalytic spliceosome; Prp19 complex. Lineage: Eukaryota; Metazoa; Mollusca; Bivalvia; Ostreida; Ostreidae. The record is from RefSeq and is a predicted model, not a curated record. The transcript has 8 exons. The coding region runs from base 8 to 646 and encodes 212 amino acids. Gene Ontology annotation, biological process: mRNA processing.